AUUUGCUAUCAAGUGCAUUGUGACACAUUUCGAACCCAAAGUCUAUUUUAAAAAAAACACCCACACACAUUUUUUUUUCUUUUUCUUUAAUCUCGACCCGUCAAAGAAUCGUUGCAGUAGCGUUCUCUCUUCCUUCCUUCCUUUCUUUCUUUUUGGACCUUUUUUUGAGAAAACAAAAGAGAAAGUGUUUGCUUGAUGGCGUCGAAUCCGAAUAGAGCAAGCAACAACAGUGCUGCUGCUGCUACAAAACGGCGAUCGACCUUGGCCGAGCUUGGCAUCAAGCCGUUGGGCGCGACAGUCGCGCCUGCUUCUUCACCCAAGAAACCUACACCUGCACCAGCUCCUGAACCCACUACUGCUGCUACUGGUGGUACUACCGUUAGACGAGCAGCAAGUACGACACGAGCUUCCAAAACACCAGGGACUCGAGCUUCUAAAACGCCUGGAACAACAACACGGCCACGACCAUUAUCCAUGGCAGGUACAGCGACAUUAUCCUCGGGAUUAUCCUCAUCAGGAAGUGUUGGUCAUCGCACUGCCCCAUCGUCUCCGACAGUUCAACGAUCGUCGAGCAAACAAGCACCUGUACGCAAAACACCUGCUGCUAUCAACACUGCCAAAGCAGCAGCAGCUUCUCCUCCUAUUGGUGGUGCUCCCAGAACACCUACACCAACAUCAGCAGCAAGGCGUCGGUCCAUGAUAUCGACAUCGGCAUCUUCUUCUUCAACAUCCUCCUCCCAACAACCAGCAACAGGACAACCUUCACCCUUGUUACGUCGUGGAUCGACAGCGAAACGCAUGUCCUCACCUGCUGGACCAUCGCCUACUGCAUCCUCGUCGACGUCUAAACGAACCAUGGAACAACUCAAAGAACUCCAGAAAAAGCUGGCGGAUAAAGAAAAGACUUUGGAAGAAAAAGAACAAUUCAUUCAGGAGCUGCAAAUGAAAUUGACAGAUAUGUCAGUUUCCGACAAAUCGUCUGAUCCUGCGACGCCCUUGUUGUCUUCAUCAUCCAUGUUGAUCCCAUGCGAUUCCUCUGUAGAGUCUGAGCGUGCAGUAGACAAGGCUACUCUGCAUGAAGAUGUAGAUAAGAUUAAGCAUGAGGUUGUAUUUGUUGUAUAGAAGGAUCAAGAAACAUUAAAGGCUGAAAUUCGCCGUCAGGUGGAUGAAGAGGUCAGCGCUGCACACAAGAGCGCCAUGGAUCUUCUUAUUGAAGAGCAGGAGCGCAAGUGGCAAGCAGAGAUACAAGGUAUCCGUAGCGACCAUGAGAAGGCACUGACGCAACUCGAAGCCAAU
Molecule: messenger RNA, 1296 nt
Organism: Zychaea mexicana
Lineage: Eukaryota; Fungi; Mucoromycota; Mucoromycetes; Mucorales; Lichtheimiaceae
Exons: 4
Coding region: 196-1122 (308 amino acids)
Source: RefSeq, a predicted model, not a curated record